AUGACAACAUCUACCUUCCAAACAUCCAGGUGUCAACAACUGAGAGAGAAAUGUAGCUCAACCAUUAAGUGUGAAAGUAUCUGGAAAGCAAUUGAAGAAGCUUGUAGCAUUCCAGGUAACAGCUGUGCAGUGGAAGAAUCAAUUGACUGUAAUAAACUUGUUGAGUUCUUGGUUAAAGAAUAUCCAGAAUUUAAAGACUGCAACUGCACAAAAGAUGGCUGCAAUAUCCAAAUGUUGCUCAACAAAGAAUGUUUCAUCAAUAAAGGGCAGCCAGUGCCUUCACCAGCCCCAGAUGUUUGGGUUAGAUUUCCACAGCCGACUAAAUCAAAUGAGAUUGCACAUCCGAGCAUAUUUGAAAAUGACUGCUUUAUUAAAGAAAAGGAUCACAGAAAUGCAGAAGCAGAGUGGCAGUUGUCUGCUCUGUUUAAUGCUGAAUACAAACCGCAGCACUCCUGCCUCCAUGUAAACGUGGAAUGUGUUAGUGACACAGUCUGUAACAGGCAAUUAUCUCUGUAUCUUGACAACUGCCAAGCAAGUGAGAUGCCAUGCAGUGUGAAUCGAUGCAAAACAGCACUAAGGAACUUCUACAAAAAUAUGCCUUUUAAUGUUGCCCAGAAGCUGACAUUUUGUGACUGUGAGGAGUGGGAUGAAAAAUGUCUGCAUGCAAAAGGAUUUCUUCAUGGCAAACCAUAUACCGACUUGGUUCAAGCUGCUUCGUGUCUCAGCCUAAUUCAAACAUGCCAAGGUGACAGUCUCUGCUGGGAGAAAUAUAAAGCGUUCACAUCAAAGUGUUUAAAACACAUCUCCCAAUCAUGUCUUGAAAAUAAUGCCUGCAUAGAAUACUUGGAUGCAAGUGAUUUUAAUUGCUCUGACAGUGCUGAGUGCAGAAAAGCUUAUAUCGACAUGUGGGGAACCAUCCGCCCUGCAGAGUGCACUUGUGACGUCAGAUCACCCGCGGAACGAUCUACAUGCAAGCUGUUCCAUCACACCCUCCAAAGAAACUCCUGCUUCAGUCAGAUAGCAGGCAGAAAGGCUGUGCAUUACCCAUUGCAUACAGAUCUGCCUGAAACAAAACCUUCUGUGACACACAAGAAAUCCUUAUUUGCUGGUGACAAAAUCUACAUUGCAAUCUAUUCCUGUUGUGUAAUUCUUAUCCUGGGAUUAGUCCUACUGGCUUUACUUAAGACCAGAGCUUUCAGAAGCAAGGCAAAGGCUCCUUCACCCACACAUCUCUCAGAGAGGCUUAUGAUUCCUCAGCAACCAUGGAUUGUCAACUGUGUGGCUAAUGAUUUUCCACGUUCUUCUCCUAGUCAGCCCGUUGCACCUCUACCAUGA
Molecule: messenger RNA, 1335 nt
Organism: Eublepharis macularius
Lineage: Eukaryota; Metazoa; Chordata; Lepidosauria; Squamata; Eublepharidae
Gene: GFRAL
Product: GDNF family receptor alpha like
Exons: 10
Coding region: 1-1335 (444 amino acids)
Biological process (GO): nervous system development
Cellular component (GO): external side of plasma membrane; signaling receptor complex
Molecular function (GO): signaling receptor activity
Source: RefSeq, a predicted model, not a curated record